AUGUCAAUCGCGAUUGCGACCCUCUCGAGGGGGAGGGCAGCCCUUCGACCCAAGCCCAAGUGGUCCAAUGCGAAUGCGAAUGCCUUCCUCCAGUCACCACCCACCUCCCGUGCAUUCCAUGCAUCCCCGCGACCGAGAUUCCUGGAGACGUUCAUUGCACCUACACACACUCUGUUUGAAGGAGUCCACUCAUUAACCGGUCUCCCAUGGGCUUAUUCCAUUCCCCUCACAGCCAUCGUCAUUCGAAGCUUCAUCACCCUCCCCAUCUCGAUGUACACCCGUCGCAUACAGCAGAGACGGGCCGAGCGAUUACCACUUCUCAGCGCAUGGACAAUUAGACUGCACCGUGAGGUGAUGGCUCAAUCGGGGCACUUGGGUCCAGCCGCAGCGCAGGCGGCUCUAUUCAAAAAACUUGGAAAGCAGAGGGCCGAGAUGUUACAGCGAGCGGGCAUUGAGACUUGGAAAAUUUUCCUGCCAGUUCUACAACUACCAGUAUUCUUGAUUGUCAUUGAGACGCUGCGUAUGAUGUCAGGCACGGAUAUUGGUCUCUUGGGUACUCUGGUUUCCAGUUUUGGCAGCUCCUAUUCAAUUCCAUUCCUAUCGGCAAUAAGUUCCCUGACGGCAUGGUACGAGCCAACUUUAGCAACAGAAGGCAUGAUGUGGUUCAAAGAUCUCACCGCGGCGGAUCCCGAGGGAAGAUUAUCAUAUAUUCUCUCCGGAGCUAUGCUUAUGAACGUCUUGCAUUUCGGGAAGCACGAGGCUGAGAAGCUCCCUUUACCUGUGGGGGUUCAGAGGCUCAAUAGAUCUCUGGUUGUCAUAUGCUGCCUCAUUGGACCGCUUCUUUCAUCAACCCCGAGUGGGAUCUUGAUUUAUUGGAUAUCAUCUAGUGUGUGUUCUAAGAUUCAGGCGAGUGUGCUUGCUAGAACGAUGCCUGUAAGAAUCAUAGCACCGUGCAAACCAAGGAGCUUUCAGGGUAUUCGAAGCUCUAUGGCGAAUCUUCUCAAAUGA
Molecule: messenger RNA, 1008 nt
Organism: Hymenoscyphus albidus
Lineage: Eukaryota; Fungi; Ascomycota; Leotiomycetes; Helotiales; Helotiaceae
Source: the annotation of a GenBank genome assembly